Emiliania huxleyi CCMP1516 is the source of this 2007-nucleotide messenger RNA. RefSeq lists its product as hypothetical. The record is from RefSeq and is a predicted model, not a curated record. The transcript has 2 exons. Lineage: Eukaryota; Haptophyta; Isochrysidales; Noelaerhabdaceae. Gene Ontology annotation, molecular function: protein binding; NAD+ poly-ADP-ribosyltransferase activity. The coding region runs from base 1 to 2007 and encodes 668 amino acids.
AUGCAGAGCAACGAAGCGCUCCUCAUCAAGACGCUGCUGGCGCGGAGCUGCCCGAGCGCAAGGCUGAGCCGCGUGCAGCGCGUGCAGAACAAGAUGCUGUGGCGCGCGUACGCCAACUACCGCGACGACCAGCUCGUCCACACCUGCGCCGGCGGCGACGUCAACGAGAUGCUCCUCUUCCACGGCACGGCGGAGCGGGCGGCGGCGGAAGUGCUCGCGCAUCAGAACGGGCUCGACCCGCGCUUCUCCAAGGGCGGCUUCUACGGCAAGGGCAUCUACCUGGCGGAGGACCCGUCCUACCCGAUCGGCGGCCGGUACGCGCACCGCAUCUCCGGCUCGGGCGGCAGCCGCGUGCAGCUGCUCAUCGUCAAGGCCGCCCUCGGCUCGCAGCAAGAGAUGCAGCGCAUCAGCGCGGAGACGAGGGCGAUGUGCAUGCCGGACGUGCGCGUCGAGGGCCCUCCCCGACUCCUCUACGACAGCGUGCGCGGCGGGCCGCACCGCCCCUUCGUCUCCGGCGGAGGCGAGAACGGGUGCAACGCGUCCAUCGUGCACGUGGUGUACGAGUCGCGCCAGAUGUACCCGGCGUACGUGAUCGAGGUCGAGAUGGAGAUGGGGGCCGAGGUGCGGGCGAUGGGCGUGGCGGCGACGGCGGCGGCGCUGCGGGCGCACGGGUCGGUCAGUCGCGUCGCGCUUGCGGCUUGCGGGCGGUUGGCUGAUCUGUGCAAAGACGAGCAGAACAGGCAAGCUGCGGCGGACACGGGCGCGCUCGAGGCGAUCAUGGCGGCGCUGCAGGCGCACCCGCAGGAUGCGGGCGUGCAGCACUAUGGCUGCUGGGCGAUGGGCUACGUGUGUCUCGGCACCGACGCCGCAGGGCUCGCACGCAUGCAGCGCGCAGCAGACGCGGGCGGCAUCGAGUUGGCUGUGACGGCGCUGCAGGCGCACCCGCAGGUGGCGGCCGUGCAGGAUAAUGGCUGUUGGGCGCUGGCCAACGUGUGCUUCGGCAGCGACGCCGCAGCGCGGGCGCGGAGGCAGCGAUUUGUGACUGCGGGCGGCAUCGAGGUGGCUGUGGCGGCGCUGCAGGCGCACCCGCUGGUGGCGGGCGUGCAGCAUAAUGGCUGCUUGGCGCUGGGCAACGUGUGCUCCGGCACCAACGCCGCAGGAAUCGCACGCAAGCAGCGCGCAGCAGACGCGGGCGGCAUCGAGGUGGCUGUGGCGGCGCUGCAGGCUCACCCGCAGCAUGCGGGCGUGCAGCUGGCUGGCUGCUGGGCGCUGGUCAACGUGUGCUCCGGCAGCGACGCCGCAGCGCUCGCACACAAGCAGCGCGCUGCAGACGCGGGCGGCAUCGAGUUGGUCGUGGCAGCGCUGCAGGCUCACCCGCAGGUGGCGGGCGUGCAGCAGAAUGGCUGCUUGGCGCUGGGCAACGUGUGCUGUGGCAGCGAAACUGCAGCGUUCGCACGCAAGCAGCGCGCAGCAGACGCGGGUUGCAUCGAGGUGGCUGUGGCGGCGUUGCAGGCGCACCCGCUGGUGGCGGGCGUGCAGGAGAAUGUCUGCAGGGCGUUGGGCAACGUGUGUCUCGGCGGCGACGCCGCAGCGCUCGCACGCAAGCAGCGCGCAGCAGACGCGGGCAGCAUCGAGGUGGUCGUAGCGGCGCUGCAGGCGCACCCGCAGGUGGCGGGCGUGCAGCAGUUUGGCUGCUUGGCGAUGAACAACGUGUGCUUCGGCACCGACGCCGCAGGGCUCGUACGCAAGCAGCGCGCAGCAGACGCGGGUUGCAUCGAGGUGGCUGUGGCGGCGAUGCAGGCGCACCCGCUGGUGGCGGGCGUGCAGCAGAAUGGCUGUUUGGCGUUGGUCAAAGUGUGCUCUGGCAGCGACGCUGCAGCGCAGGCGCGGAGGCAGCGAGCUGUGACUGCGGGCGCGACCGUGGCGGUGGCAGGGGCUAUGCAGGCGCACCCGGACGACGCAGCUGUCCGGUGGCAAGGGCAGAAUUUGCGCGAUCUUCUUGCCUGA